Porites lobata is the source of this 681-nucleotide messenger RNA. The record is from the annotation of a GenBank genome assembly. Lineage: Eukaryota; Metazoa; Cnidaria; Anthozoa; Scleractinia; Poritidae.
AUGAGAAGCCCUGUAUGUCACUAUUUCAAGUUACUGUUCACUAUAUUCUAUGCAAUGACACUAGCAAGCGUCGCUCCAGUUGCCUGGUUGGUUCUAUCUUUCUUGCAACAGCAGUACUACACAUGCGCAUACUUUGGACCUCCUCUUGCCGAUAGAAUUUCAACUGCUACAAAUGCGACAUACAAGUGCCCUUUUAAGGUCGGCUUUCGAUCAAAAGAGAUGGAAGAAACCUACAAAACCGACAGCCAGAUUGCAGGCUGGUCACUCAUGAUCAUAUUCGUGCUCGUCCUUGUCAUUUCCAUCUGCAUACGUCAAUGCAUGAAAAAAGGAAAGCGUCUAAAAAUACCGAGUUCUGAAUACUACCGCCAUGUUGAAGCCCAAGAAGCCGUUGAGCAGUACCACGCCAUUGCAUUGGAACUUGCCAAAGAAAAAGCAAAGAUGUACAUUGAAAAUUUGUUCCCAAAAAGGAAGAGGCUUGGAGGUCUCUAUUCCUAUUUGAAAGACAUUGGAGAUAAAGUUCGCAAAGAAUACGAUCAUUAUUUAGACAUACCACCGGCCAGCCACCAGAGUACCCCAGUUGACCCCCCUCAAAAUUCCCCUGAUGGUGUGAUUACACCUGAGCUAGUGGAAGAGGUAGAUGGACCAGGAGAAACACAAUUUGAAAAUGCAGCCCUUCUGUAG